Molecule: messenger RNA, 426 nt
Organism: Melampsora larici-populina 98AG31
Lineage: Eukaryota; Fungi; Basidiomycota; Pucciniomycetes; Pucciniales; Melampsoraceae
Exons: 5
Coding region: 1-426 (141 amino acids)
Source: RefSeq, a predicted model, not a curated record
AUGCUCCACGUCCUCCCGAAGAUCUCCCUGCUACUCCUUUCCCUAUUGAUUUAUGAACUGGACGGAAGGGAGGCCGUGUCGAACACGAAGUAUGCUUGUAACGCAGGAUAUGCGAUCGACACAGACAAGCACCCAGUGUGCAAGGUUGGAUACCCUCAAACAAAAAAGUAUAAAUGCUCACCAGAAAGUUGUAAGGGUGACGAUGGUGACCGUGCGCCCUUCGUUAGGAUGGAUUCCUGCCAGCUCAUUACUUCUAAUGGUGGGACGGACGGCGGAGACCUUGAGGAAGAUUGUUUGCAAUAUGAUUUCGACGAGGCACAGAGAAAUUUUAAUUGUGGCACCAGCGACCUAACAUCCUAUGCUUGCUAUGAGUCCCCUUUUAGUAUAAAACCCAUUGUAUGCACCGAUUGUAAAAUCAUGAAAUAG